Adineta steineri is the source of this 1140-nucleotide messenger RNA. The record is from the annotation of a GenBank genome assembly. Lineage: Eukaryota; Metazoa; Rotifera; Eurotatoria; Adinetida; Adinetidae.
AUGCUGAGGAUUGAACUCUUCGUAAUUUUGGCAGUCGUGAUUUCUGUGAAUUCUUUCAAUAUUCCAUUUAUUGAGGAUGUCACACUUAUUGCAGUUUCAACUUCGAAUAGCAGUAUAGUCAAUAAUUUGACCUGUGAAGAAUGUUUGUGCAAAGCAUUAAUUUAUUAUUCAGCUCUUAAUUGCUUUUCAAACAGCACGUGUCAGUUGUUUUCCACUAUUCCAUUAACUUACCGUAUUCAAUCCACACCAGGAGCUCGUCUGUACUUUUCUCAACAAACACUACCCAAUGUCAAUCAAUGUUGUAUGCCUGAUCUCGAUUUCUUGCUCAGUAAACUUCGCAACGCCACACCAAUUUAUGUCAGCAUACCAAAUCCUCGUUGUCUUGCACUUGACAAUCAUGGCUAUGUAGUCGCAAUCGAAAGAUCGCCAGCAUAUAUCGAUCGUUUUAAUGCGACAAAUCUCACACUAAUCAGUCGAACUUCAAUCCCAAUUUCAGCACAAAUUUGGAGCUUAGCAUUUAAUAACAAUGCUUAUUACAUCGGAACAGAUUCAAAUACUAUCGUAGUGGUUGACAGUAACAAUCUCACGAUGAUUAAUACAAUCACUUCAAUCUAUAUUAAUAAUCCGCGCGAUAUUAUGUUUCUUGACAAUGGACAAACAAUGGUAAUUGCUUCUUUCGGCAACAAUGCUCUUCUUUUUUUUAAACAAUUGGAUAGUACACCAGGGAAUUAUUCAUAUGCUUAUCAGAAAGCAGUUACUCAUUAUCCAAAUCCACAUGGCUUAUGGUAUGUGAAUGACACUUUCUUCUAUGCAACAGUAUGGUAUAACAAUGCAGUUUUAUCUUAUACUGCGAAUAGUAGUGAUAGCACAUCAUGGACGGAAACAGUCACAAUCAAUGCUGAAUCCAUAGGAUCAACGGCCGGUGGUAGUCAUGUUAUAAUUGAUGAAUGUGGUCGAAGUUGGUUUGUACUAGAACAAAAUGGUAUUGAAAUCUAUGAUACUGUUGGAAAUUUAAUUGGAAAUUUCAGUCUAAAAACUUCAUACUUUUUUCAUCUGUUAAUCACAGAUAAUUAUGUGCUAUAUCUAACAGAUACUCUUACGGGUCAUGCUAUGAAGAUCGAUCCAAAUAUUAAAUGCUGA